Molecule: messenger RNA, 315 nt
Organism: Anisakis simplex (herring worm)
Lineage: Eukaryota; Metazoa; Nematoda; Chromadorea; Rhabditida; Anisakidae
Source: the annotation of a GenBank genome assembly
AUGAUGAUUCCGCCACCUAUACCGUUCCCCUUCCCACAGCCACCAUCGUUUGCCGGCCUUACGGAUGCUGAAGUGGCAGCAAUGGAAGGGCAGGAACGAGUCGCAGUAGAGGCACGUGUGAACUGCUUAAGGAAUAUCGCAGUGCUGUUGGAUGCGGCGACAAUACAACUGCAACAGUACGUGAGUAUUGUGCAGGCGUUGAGGUGCGUAUUCGUUAUUUGUUGUCGAUUGUUUUCUGUUUUGUGUGAAAUUUUGUUUCGCAUUCAAUUUCUGCUUGGAGAAAUUGUGUUGAAUGGAACGGAACUUUCUUCUUAA